Molecule: messenger RNA, 2389 nt
Organism: Andrographis paniculata
Lineage: Eukaryota; Viridiplantae; Streptophyta; Magnoliopsida; Lamiales; Acanthaceae
Exons: 8
Coding region: 1-1029 (342 amino acids)
Source: RefSeq, a predicted model, not a curated record
AUGUCCUUCAAGAUUGGAAGUGACAUUGAGCUUUCGUUUGAAGUUGAAGAAUAUUCUGUAGUCUUAGGACUACAUGCGAAAGGAGUCUACGUGACUGAAAACACAUCGGUCGAAAGCGAAUGGUUUGUUCGGAUUUUUGGGAGCAAGCCACGUUCUGUAACCCGCGGCCAGGUGUUGCAGAAGCUGCACCUGAGUGCGAUUGGUGACUACGCGUGGGGACCCGCGAGUCACCGUUAUCUGUUGAAGUCUAUAAGCGACUUCAAGUCCGGGAAAAAAUAUUUGACAGGCUGCACCGCGGGUUUGUUGGCUUGGUUCAAUGAGAGGGUCCCAACUCUAGACAAGGCACGGUGCCUUCCGAAGGUACCGCGUCUCUUUCGGUGGCUGAAUAGCCUCGGUCCAAUGUCCAGGGUUCAUGCAGUUGGUGAAUUGACAUCCCUAAAGCGGUUAGAUAUUCAGGAAUUCUAUCGGAUAGGCACGGAAGAAAAGUUUGUUCGUGCAAUUUGCCAUGCUUCAGAGGAAGCAGCUCAGCAAAUUGCGGCAUUGAAGGUGGAGCUGCGGAAGAAAGACACUGCAAUUGCCAGACUUGGUCAUACAUUGCAAAGAUCUAGAGCCGGUGUUGUCGAUGACGACAGUGAAGGUGAGGGUGAGGACGAGAGCGAUGGCGAGGAUGGUGAUGCAAACUAUGGGGAUGAGGAGACAACAGACCGGAUGGCUGUGGAGUCAGAGAGGAAAGAUAAGCAGGCCGACAUGGAGGAGAAACAGGGUCAGGAGGAGGAGAGUCAGGGUCAAGAGGAGGAGGAGGAGAAAAAAACUGGGGAGGAGGAGAGUCAGACUGAGGAGGAUCCCGAGGAGGCAGCGGAAGAGCGAGCAAAUACCGAGCGACGAAGCAAAAAAGAAAUGGACAUCCUUUUGGCCGAAGUUGAUCCGAUAAACGAGUCAGAUGACGAAGGGGUUGGUAGCUUGCUAGAGUUUAACCAAUUGAUGGCCAUUGUUCCUUAUGUUGCACCGAUAGAUGUCAAGGGAAGCUAAUUAAUAUAGUAAGUACAAUUUGUAGGUCGUAGUUGUCUAUCUGUUGAAUGAUUAUUUGCUUUGUUGAAAUUGUAGCAGGCCGAUGAGUCCGACCGUGAGACUUGUAGCAGGGCCGCAGAUUCAUCGAUUGUACGUGGUGUAAUGGCACGUAAGGAUCGGAAGAGAAUGAAGAAGCCUGAAUUCGUGACACCUGUGUCGACACUGCGAAUUGAGAAAGCGAGAAAAACACGGAAGGCGAAAGGAAAGUCAGCGGUCGACGUCAAUAAUGAGCAGGAACCAUUUGUCGUCGGAUGGGGACUCGGAUGCUAAGGUUGUAGCAGACCCUGGAGUACAAAAGUGGGAGGGAUAUCGCAAUAACGACAGCUACUGUGGAAAUGGUACCUUAUCUGAGGAUGAGACGAACACCAUUGAACAUUUUCUCGCGUCAUUCGCCGUCCGGGACACUGUAUGGCAGCAGGGCGUCGUGUCUGUCUCGUCCGAUGCCGUUUUAGAACUACUGUUUGACGAAGCUGUGAAAGGCGAAGUCAUCGACGCGUACCUACAUCAUCUAUGCAGCAAUGAAUAUCAGCUCCAACACAAUCCGCAGGUGCGGUGUGGUUGUGUGCCAUGGUUCGUAGCGAAAGCCGUGAACGAUGCGCUAUCACGACCAAGCAGGGGAGCGAAAAAGCCGAGCAUCAAUAAGGGUAAUGUGCUCGCAUUUGCCAACUCGCUGCAAGUGACCGUAGGCCAAGAGAUUGCCGGAAUCAUGGACAAAAUCCGGUCUGGGUGCCGGUACAUAUUUCUACCCGUACACACCCGGUUCCACUGGCAUCUCUGAAUACUGGAUACCAUCAAACGUGUUGUGUUGGAGUGUAACUCAAUGCGCGACCCCUUCGGCCAGGGGAAUGCAAAGAAAUUGACGCGAUUUUCAUCGUUGUAUAUGAACGCGUCACGACUAUGGCCUAUGGUCAGCGACAUGCCCGAGUACAUUAGAUGCCGACACCAGGGUGAAACGUUGGACUGUGGACCUUUAGUCUGCAUGUUCGCAGAGUGUUAUGCGCGGGCAGGUCCAGAUGUCAAUGUCGUGGGCGUCCUCGGCGAGGACUUCGGCGAUGUCAAGAGCUACCGAGGCACGAUUGCGGCGAGGAUAUUGAAAGGUCCCCCCUUCUGAAACGUAGACCCCGAUGGAAAAAUAGGGCAGGUUAACACAUGUAAUGAAUUUGGAUUGAUUUGGGAAGUUUUUGCGUUGUGUGGCGAGGUGAUGGAUUUGUUGAAUGUCUUCAGUUUGGAUUGAUCUGGGAAGUUAUUGUGUUGUGUGGAGGUGAUGGAUUUGUUUAAUGUCUUCAAUUUGGAUUGAUCUGGGAAGUUAUUGCAUUGUGUA